Phaeodactylum tricornutum CCAP 1055/1 is the source of this 1327-nucleotide messenger RNA. RefSeq lists its product with no specific name. Bases 322 to 1233 code for a protein of 303 amino acids. The record is from RefSeq and is a predicted model, not a curated record. The transcript has a single exon. NCBI's taxonomy places the organism in Eukaryota, Bacillariophyta, Bacillariophyceae, Surirellales, Neidiaceae. Gene Ontology annotation, biological process: mitotic cell cycle phase transition; regulation of cyclin-dependent protein serine/threonine kinase activity. Gene Ontology annotation, molecular function: cyclin-dependent protein serine/threonine kinase regulator activity. Gene Ontology annotation, cellular component: nucleus; cytoplasm; cyclin-dependent protein kinase holoenzyme complex.
CGUUGAGCGAUCAUAGGCCCAAUUGGUGAUUGCGUCAGCACUACCACGGAUACUAACUGUAACUGUAAACCACACGCACUGGAGGCACAUCGUCGAUUGAGACACGACGAUCGACGAAGCGGCGAAACGAACCUCAAGACCGAACCCGUCGAGAACGGCCGGCAGAGAAGGAUUGGAUUCGACCUACCGUUCCCGCAGCAAUUUUUUCUUCUUCCACGCUCGAGAAGGGUUUUUGCCUACCCCACUUCUCAUAUAUUUUUCGAACACACAAAAAACUCACGGCCACCAACACUCGACUUUGAUUUCGAAAUUGCAGACACCAUGACCUGUUUGGAAACAUCAGAUGACUAUGCUCCGUCGAGCACAGAAGAGACUCUCUACACGUUGGCAGCGAUGCGACAACAGGAGGAAUCCGGUUAUAUGACCUGCGAUUAUCUGCAUCAGCAGCAAUUCGAGUCUCCCGCGGUUCCGAAUGGACCGUUAGACCGCGUUGACGUCGACUGCCGCAACAAAAUGUCCGCUUGGUGCUACCAAGUCGUCGACUUUUGCAAAUUUAACCGCGAAACUGUCUCAAUCUCCAUGAGUUACUUGGAUCGCUACCUCAUGAGCCCAACGGGAGCUGCUGCUCUUGCUGACCGCAAACUAUUUCAGCUCGCUGCCAUGACUUGCCUAUACACAGCCGUCAAGAUCCACGAACCGGAAGCCAUGGACCCGAAGCUUGUCUCCAGUCUCAGUCGCGGUACUUACAACAAGGCUCAGAUCGAAGAAAUGGAAGCCUCAAUUCUGGGUGCUCUACAGUGGCGCAUGAACCCACCCACAUCGCUGGCUUUUGCACGCAUGUUUCUAGAGCUCAUUCCCGACGAUGUUCUCUGUCGGACAUACCGGGAUACCGUUUACGAUCUCAUCAAAUACCAAACAGAGCUUGCGGUUGGCGACUACAACUUUGUCACGACCAAGGCAUCAACGAUCGCGUUCUGUGCCUUGCUUAACUCUUUGGAAAGCGUGAGUCUCGACAUGAAAGUGUCGACACAGAUUUCGUUCGUGUUGAGUACAGCGAUCGACGUGGACGCGCGAGACCAGGUCUUGGUACAGGUGCAGACUUACCUGUACCAGGCCAUUUUGCAUCAUCCGUCGGCACUGAACAACUUUUCAACCCCGACAGUGUCGACGGCCAAGGCAAGCCGUAGACUGUCCGUCGAAGUUUCGCCGCAGUCCAUUUCCGCCAUUCGCUGAGAACUACGCAGUGCUUUUGGAUUAGCUGGCACCUUUCACAUAUUGUAAACUACCAGAUCUGUAACGUACUGAUAGAAAGCCUUUAUAUUCAACC